AUGUCAGCAGACAAGCCCAAGGCUCCUGGAACCCAGCCGCGAAUCGGAAUUGACAUUGGCGGUGUGCUGACCCGGCAAGGCGACAGGACCUACAUGGGUCCCCUUGACGAGUGGGACACUACUUGGGAAGCCGACGGUGCUUUGGAUGCUGUGGGGAAGAUCGCACAGGUUUUCGGACCUUCCAAUACCUUCCUUGUGAGCAAGGUGAGCCCGGGCAAAAGCAUGCAUCGCCGAAUGGAGCAGUGGCUUCACGAGACCAUGGACUUUUGUGAGGUCACUGGCGUUCCCAAAGACAACAUCGUUUUUGUCUCAGCCGUGUCGGGGACUCAAGGCAAAGGAGUUGUCUGCGAACGACUUGGAAUCUCUCAUUUUGUAGACGACAAGAUCGAGGUGCUCAAGUCGGUGUUUGAGGAUGAGGGCAUGGAAGCCGACACUGGCGAUGCGGGGCCCCAGCUGCAGCUGCCAAUCCAAAAGGCAGGACAGGAGGAUCAUAACCAGAGCUCGUCCGCUUCAGCCUUGGAGAUCUUGCUCGAGGAGGCAGCAUCCCAGACGCGCACCGACGAGGCGGCGUUGGUUGGGCUUGUGUUGCAGGAUGAGCCAGAAAGCUUCCAGGUUGUCCUGAGACCCAUCACGGGAUGCAAGCUGGGAUUGGCAGUCAUGGAGUUCGGUCGAAAGCUGUUGGUGGCUGUGGUCCACCCGAAAGGAGUGGUCAGCACUUGGAACGCAACUUACCCGGACUUGUCUAUCGAGGAGCGGGACUUAUUGGUUCAAGUGAACCAUGCGACCGAGUACUUCGGCAUGGUGCAGCAGCUGCGGUUUUCGCAGGUGCUGCUUCUAAAGCUGCAGCGCCAGGAAUCCAUCAAGUCACGACCCCUCCCCGUGCGCGCAAAAUGGGAGCCACGGGCGGGUACUGGCGAAAGUUCAUCAGAUUUGGAUUCAAACCUUGCACUUCGCGCUGUCACUGAGUCGCUAGGGCCACACAGUCCGUCCACCUGGAAGAGCGCGGCGAGCUGUAUCGUUGAACACUUCCUUCAUCAAGAGCAUCUCUUUCUGGGAUACUACGGCUACCGGAUCCUCACCAACCGGACAUGGGCGGAUUGUCCCGUCGCCGGAAAGACUCCGAUUCUCAGCCUCACCGUUAUGCAGCACAUCGAGCAAGCGGGUCAUACUUGGUACGUAGUCUCCUGCGAGCUGGUGCUUUUCAACGCCGGCGAGAGGGACGUUCUGAAGUGGGAGGCUCCGAGACGACUGGCGCAGUUGCGAGCAGACUUGCACGAUCGGGUGAAGUUCAGCAUGGAGCCGAAGGAAUACAAGACGCUCUUUGAAGAGGCGCCUUUUGCACAUGCUGGUGGUCCGAGCGGCACAACGUCGCGUUUGUCGAACUGGCUGUCCGCAUUGGCAGCAUCUAUCAACAAGCUCAGCGUCACUCCAGCUGUAGCUUCCUUUACCUUGACCUUCUUGCAUGCUCCGCUCCCACCGCAUCUUGUGCGUGAUGCUCUCCAGCUGGCAACAGCCGCCACUUGGUCGAGCGGUUCCAGGGACUGCUCUUCCACUUUGCGAAGGGCGGCCACACAAACAUCGACGCAUAGUAGCCCAAGCAAUCAGAAACUGAACAUCACUGAUGUUCCCUGCAUGGAUGCUCCGGGACGAGCUGAUGGUCGACUGCCACACGAGGACUUGGAGCAGACGGCAUGGCAACCUUUCGAGUCUGAGUCUGAGGGCGCCUGCCAAGAUGUUCGCCACAGUCGAUUCUGGGCCGGGGCCGCCACAUGUGCUCGCUGGACUUUGUCGGGUGCUUUGAUGGCUGUCGCCGUGGCUUUCUGCAUCCAGUCAUCCCUGUGGUGGAUUGGUAUACUUGCCAUCUGCGUCAUUCUCUGCCUUGGAGGCUGGGGUUUCGCAAGAUUCUUCUGGCGUGCCUCUUCGUCAUUCGUUUCUUGGACCAGUCGAACACAAGGGACGGGCACAGACGAGCCUGCGUCGGAGGCUUUGAACCCUGGCGCUGGUACCAUGCAGGGCUCAGUGCUGACUGAACGAAUUCAGCAACUUAACUCAAGGACGAGGAUUUGCACCAGAGAGGAGUGGGAGGAGGCGUACCUGCCCGAACUCUCGAUGCAAGAGCCGGGAGUUGUGUCUCACGGUUGA
Symbiodinium sp. CCMP2592 is the source of this 2142-nucleotide messenger RNA. Lineage: Eukaryota; Dinophyceae; Suessiales; Symbiodiniaceae. The record is from the annotation of a GenBank genome assembly.